Messenger RNA from Orycteropus afer afer, 1485 nucleotides. It is a transcript of the gene APCDD1, whose product is annotated as APC down-regulated 1. The record is from RefSeq and is a predicted model, not a curated record. Gene Ontology annotation, biological process: negative regulation of Wnt signaling pathway. Gene Ontology annotation, molecular function: Wnt-protein binding. NCBI's taxonomy places the organism in Eukaryota, Metazoa, Chordata, Mammalia, Tubulidentata, Orycteropodidae. Gene Ontology annotation, cellular component: plasma membrane.
GGAGAGGGUUCUGCCCUCCUCCAUCCAGACAGCAGAUCCCAUCCAAGAUCCUUAGAGAAGAGUGCCUGGAGGGCCUUUAAGGAAUCCCAGUGCCACCAUAUGCUCAAACAUCUCCACAAUGGUGCUCGGAUCACCGUACAGAUGCCUCCUACAAUUGAAGGACACUGGGUCUCCACAGGGUGUGAAGUAAGGUCAGGUCCUGAGUUCAUCACGAGAUCUUACAGAUUCUACCACAAUAACACCUUCAAGGCCUACCAGUUUUAUUAUGGUGGCAACCGCUGCACAAAUCCCACCUACACCCUUGUCAUCCGCGGCAAGAUCCGCCUUCGCCAAGCAUCCUGGAUCAUCCGAGGGGGCACUGAGGCUGACUACCAGCUGCACCACGUCCAGGUCAUUUGCCACACAGAGGCCAUCGCUGAGAGACUCAGCCAGCUAGUGAACCGCACAUGUCCUGGGUUUGUCCCUGCCAGUAGUCCCUGGGUGCAGGAUGUCCCGCACGACCUGUGGCGUGAGGAGAAUGGCUGUGAGUGCACCAGGGCUGUGAAUUUUGCGAUGCACGAGCUUCAGCUAAUCCGAGUGGAAAAGCAGUACCUGCAUCACAACUUAGACCACCUGGUAGAGGAGCUCUUCCUGGGUGACAUCCACACUGAUGCCUCCCAAAGGAUGUUCUACCGGCCUUCAAGUUACCAGCCCCCUCUGCAAAAUGCCAAGAAUCAUGACCAUGCCUGUAUCGCCUGUCGCAUCAUCUACCGCUCGGAUGAACAUCAUCCCCCAAUCCUGCCUCCAAAGGCUGACCUAACCAUUGGCCUGCAUGGGGAGUGGGUAAGCCAGCGCUGCGAGGUACGCCCUGAGGUUCUCUUCCUCACCCGCCACUUCAUCUUUCAUGACAACAACAACACCUGGGAAGGCCACUACUACCACUACUCUGACCCUAUCUGCAAGCACCCGACCUUCACCAUCUACGCCAGGGGCCGCUACAGCCGGGGCAUGCACUCUGCCCAUGUCAUGGGAGGCACCGAGUUUGUGUUCAAAGUGAACCACAUGAAGGUCACCCCCAUGGAUGCAGCCACGGCCUCACUUCUUAAUGUCUUCAGCGGGAAUGAGUGUGGGGCUGAGGGUUCCUGGCAAGUGGGCGUCCAGCAGGAUGUGACACAUACCAAUGGUUGCGUGGCCCUGGGCAUCAAGCUGCCUCACACAGAGUAUGAGAUCUUCAAGAUGGAGCAGGAUGCUCGGGGAAGGUACCUCUUAUUCAAUGGCCAGAGGCCCAGUGACGGAUCUAGCCCUGACAGGCCAGAGAAGAGAGCCACAUCUUACCAGAUGCCCUUGGUUCAGUGUGCUUCCUCUGCACCCAGAGCUGAGGACUUGACUGAAGAGCACAGAGGCCACCAAUAUGGGAGUGGGGCCCCACAGAGCAAUAACUUCCCCACCUUCCUUACUGUGAUCGCCUGCCUUUGGACUAUGCCACAUUGGAACGCCCUCAGAUAG